Molecule: messenger RNA, 1417 nt
Organism: Mercurialis annua (annual mercury)
Lineage: Eukaryota; Viridiplantae; Streptophyta; Magnoliopsida; Malpighiales; Euphorbiaceae
Product: AAA-ATPase At2g18193-like
Exons: 2
Coding region: 59-1417 (452 amino acids)
Molecular function (GO): ATP binding; ATP hydrolysis activity
Source: RefSeq, a predicted model, not a curated record
UUUAAUAUAUUUGAAUCAAUUAACACUCAAAUCUGCAAUUUUAAUAUAUUUCUGCAAAAUGGAAGAUUAUUAUUCUAAGCACAUUCCCUCUAAUGUCUCUUUGCUUUCUGCAUACUCUUCUAUUUCAACUUCUUGGGUUCUGCUUAAGACUGCCUAUUCUCAAAUCAUACCGAGACGACUCCAAGAUUACGUAAUUUCCAAAUUGAAAAACUAUUUUUCUUAUAAACCUUCUUAUACUCACUUCAUCAUUUACGAGACAUGGGACGGACAGGGCCGUAACGAGCUUUACGACGCCUCGCAAGCUUAUGUAUCAACAAUAAUCGGACCGAAAAACCAAAAACUCAAAGUCGGAAAGUUAGAGCAGAAGAAGAACGUGUCGAUUGCGAUUGCAGGCGGAGGAGAGGUUGAAGAUACAUUCCGAGGAAUACACAUUACUUGGUACUGUGUUAAAGAGAAAGACAAAAACAGCAAUGGUGAUUCUUCGGGUCGGGAGGGUGCUAAGAAGAGUCCGUAUUGGAUAGUUUUCGACAGCCAGUAUAUGGAAAUAAUUAAGAAAGAUUAUCUGGACCAUAUCCUGAAGAAUUACAACGCGUUGAAGGCGAAGGAAAAAGUUCUGAAGCUUUACACUCGGUUUUCUAAUUAUCAAGGCGGAUCGUGGAAUGCUGUCGAGUUUCAUCAUCCGUCUACAUUCGAUACUCUGGCCAUGGACCCUGAGCAGAAGAAACGUAUUAUUGAUGAUCUCGACAGGUUCAUGGGGAAAAAAGAGUUUUACAAAGGCGUCGGUAAGGCGUGGAAGCGCGGAUAUUUGCUGUAUGGUCCUCCUGGAACAGGGAAAUCGAGUUUAAUUGCAGCUAUGGCUAAUUACUUGAAUUUUAAUGUUUUUGAGCUGGAGCUUAGUAGUGUUUGUUCUGAUGUUGAGCUCAGGAAGUUGUUGCUUCAUACGACGAAUCGGUCUAUACUCAUAAUUGAAGAUAUAGACUGUAACUCCGAAGUUCAUGAUCGAUCCAAUAACGAAUCUGAGAAUAAGUUCACCAGGACAUUCACUCUAUCAACUCUGCUAAACUGUGUGGAUGGGUUAUGGUCGAGCUGCGGCGAGGCGCGAAUCAUUGUGUUUACGACGAACCACAAAGACAUAAUAGACCCUGCACUUCUUCGUCCCGGACGGAUGGAUAUGCACAUCAACAUGUCUUAUUGCACAACUAAAGCAUUCAGAGUGUUGGCCUACAACUAUCUCGGCGUUCAUCAUCACAAACUAUUCGACGAAAUUGACGCAUUGAUCGAGAGUGUAAAUGUGACCCCUGCUUGUUUAGCUGAGGAGCUAAUGAAGAGUGACGAUGCUGAUGCUGCUCUUGGAGAAGUGCUCACUUUCCUUAAGAGUGCGAAAUCGGAAGAAAAUGAAAAUCAGAAAACAAUCUGA